CUUCUCACGCGCGAGCUAAAAAAGCAGAUCUGCAACAAAAGAACGGGUGCACAGCCAGAAUUUGAUGAGACUGGAGACUGGUGAGAAUUUGAUGAACAAACCAAGACAGAUCUACGAGACAUGAUGUGAUGUAUUGAUGGGUAUUAGUUCGUUAGCAUAACGCGGAGAAUGGCUUUCGCAUCGACCUCUCACACGAAGGUUGACGCCAACAGUGUACAACGUGCGGUAGGAACGUGCUGCCACAGCUGCCCACAUGAGGGUGUCCAUGUGUUCUGUGUGUACGGCAGCUGUCCGAGUGUCACCCUGAGGGUGCGCGUGAACUUGGUGAGCUGUUGGCGAUGGCCCGGCAGGCCGAGGAGGCCACUGUGCGCCGAAUCGCGGUCUUGGAGGAAGCGCUGGCACCCACCUGGGAUCCAAGAAAAGACGUAUGGGCCCACGAUACGCCAUUGUGAAACGUAUGACUGCACCACGACCUGACUGACUGUAUUUGGGUGGUUCAGUUCGAUAUGACGGCCGACCGCCCAAAGCAGGACGUGAGCACUCGAGCACAGAUGUAUGUAUGAAUUCACUGCCGCACGUACGUCCUUUUGUUUGUGUGGUGAUGCUGUCAGCCUGGGGUGUGCCGGCUCCGUGUGUUCAUCUACAACAGCGCUACUAAUCAGCCACGGGACCCUGAUGGGGGACUUGCCAGCUUCACCCACGAGGCACGGAGGGCAGGGAGGAGGCUGUCCGUAUGUUGGAUGGAUGCAUGAAUGGAGGACAGGGGAACGUAAAUAUCUGUGUGUGCGGGUUGCUGGGGCAUUCACCCCCCUGGUGCAGGAUUGGAGUCGCAAGGACCCUCCUUCCUGGACACUUCGCAUACAGGGGACCGUUGACGACACGCAGGUACGUCAAGGCGUAGUACACGGAGCCCGUCGCAGCGGCAGCGCAGUAGCUUGACAACAGCCAACGUCCAGAGCACCUUUGUUGUUUGAUUUACUGUCAGAGAGCCCUCGGCGCGAAGCUGACGUCCUUCGUCAGCAAGAUAGUGAUCAUUACGAAAGAUGAAACCAUCAUAGUAAGUUGCUCACGGGGUGGUUUAGGACAGAGGCAAAGAAGGUGUGUCCCUCUCAUGGGUUUGUUGUGCGUACAGUGGGACAGGAGGUCUUACGAGGGCCCUGACGUCGAUGGCAUCGAACUCAAACGUACAGGAAAUCAGGUACGAGGCACAAAGGAGGAGAAAGGGAGAGAGGAAGAAAGGACACGGACAGAGAAGGAGGCACAGGUGGUGGAAAACAAAGAGCUCCCUCGGCCGCUGUCUCCGCGUAUGGUCGCCUCCACAGGAGAUGGCGGUGCGCGUCCUGCUGUUCCUCGAUUACAAGACACCGCAAUACACCGUAGGCAGCUAUCCACAUGCAGCCGGGCACCGACGCCUCCAUCCAGUGACACGAGCCAGCCAUUCACUUCCCCUCCCAUCCUCCCUCCCCCGUUCCCUCCUCGUGUUAUCAUCCAACACCUGCAGUUGAGUCAAGAGCUGACGCAGCUCACAGGGGGGACACAACAGGCUUCACUGGCUGGUACGCAACUGUGCGCCACUUAUAUGGCCACGUACAUUAAUGCAUACGAGGGGAUUGUGUUUCAUCCGUGCGGUGGUGUGCCAGGCGUAAUCAAGAAGAUAUGCGAGUACGCCAGGACGAGGGGGGGGUUCCUGCCGGGCCCACAUUUCGCCAUCAAGGCAGACGCAGCCAUCAAGAAGGUAUGCAUGGUGGUAUAACACAAACGGAUAUGAAGUUAUGAUUGAGUGAAUGAAUGGAUUGCCCACGUGGUACAGCUGUUUCCGUCGGUAGGGGAUUCAGUGUCCCUUUCGAGCCUGCCUGACCUGUGCCGGCCUCACCUGCGGCCGCCUAAGCCCAUCGAAGUCACUCACCAACUCAAGUGAGUCAAUCUGUCCUGAUAACACAGUCAGGCUGGACUGACCGACCAACUCACAGAUCAAGGCAGUCAGGUGGCAGGCAGGCUUACCGGGAGUGUAUGUGCAGACUGCAUUGUGACUGGAUCGACACGGAGACGUCAUACGAAAUAUGCAUAGAGGUAAACAAGCUACAUCUGAGGUUGAUACAUAUGUACUCUUUACGAUGCACGAGGCGUCCACGCCGCUGCCCUCCCUCUCCCCCUCUCCCUACCCCGCUCAUUCCCUCGUUCUCCCUCUCUCCCUUGUCUGAAUGGUGCUGUGCUGCAUGUGUGAGCAGACCCCUCAUUUGCUUCAUACUGACCUCUCCAAGGCCCUGCAUGGCCAGCCUAGUAUAGCUGAAGCCAGGCGCCAGAUCGAGGUAGCUGACGAACAGGUAGGGACGCCCCUUGUUGGCCGUGGAGGCGGGCAGGCAAGGUUGAACCUCUACCUGCACGGCUGUCCUGCCCUUGGCCCUUCAGGUAUCCAAGAUCCUGGAGCGGAUUCAGCAUCACAUCAGGAGGCGAAACCACAUGCUGGCCUUCGCAAACUCACCUGUGGAGGUAGGCACGGAUGUAAUUCCACUAAAAUCCAAACCCAUGUGUUCACAUCAGUGCAGGCAGCUCCAGUAAGUAGACACAUAGACAGCUCAGGGACACACACUAAUGAACCAUCUGCGUGCGUGGAUCAUUCUGUGGCUGCCUAUAAGUCUAAAUGUGUGUAUCUGGGGCAGUUUCUGCACGCGGUCCUCAGCUCGGGCUCACAAGCAGUCCCCGCGGUCAGUUGACAUACGUACUUACAUGCUUGACAUCACGCCGUACCUGUGAUGUGGGAUCUUGUCGUUGUGCCAUCCCCGCCUACGUUGGAUGCAGUCCUGGCCUCUGUCCUCUGCCGACGAUUGUUUCGAAUCUCGACGCCCCGAGAGGGAUGCAGUAUUCUUCGCACAGGUACCUAGCCCAGCGACGAGUCAGUCGUCCAUCGCCGAAUCACUCAUCCAUCCACGGGUGUGGCUGGCUGUAUCUGCGUGGGCUCGUAUCGUGUCGCAGCCGUGGGUUCCCCCGGCGACUCAGCGAUAUUUGGAGCGUUCCCGUAGGUUGGGGAAUCAUGACUGACCAUGACGGUUAGAAAAGGAAGGACAACUGAUCUCGCCGACCAAAAUCGACUACUCAGUAAGUACAUUCUCAUUGAUGAUGAUGCGCGACUCUUUCCGGUGACACAGCAACACACAUUAGCCUGCGCGUUCCUCUCCUGAGGCUGGUCUGCUUUGAUGCCCGCCUGGCCCUUUCUCCCUUUCUCCCUAUUGGUCGGCUGUUGCGAGUGGAUGGUGGUGUGUGGGCUUGAGCUGGCCACUUUUGGUCCGCCACGGCCACGUUCAAGCAUGAUUAUCGUGAAGUGACACCUCUACCGCACCCCUCGGGGGCAAGGUCCCCCCGGGGUUACGAACGAACGACUUCUCAGAGUUGCCUUACCGAAGAAAAUCCCGCCAAACGCCGAGAAAAGGGUUUUCACGCGACGUGAAUGUUCCCCCUCCCCCGUCAUAAACCAGGUAAGGCGCAACAGCGCAGGG
Molecule: messenger RNA, 3494 nt
Organism: Vitrella brassicaformis
Lineage: Eukaryota; Vitrellaceae
Source: the annotation of a GenBank genome assembly